CAGUUUUGCUGGACUGCUCAACUUAAAAGAACUGUAUAUGAAAUGUACACAUCUCGAUACAAUUGAAGAGGAUCUGUUUUCCCAUCUGGGACAUUUGCAAAAGUUAGAUCUUUCCAACAGUGGGAUAACGACUGUGAAAGACGGAGCAUUUAAUGGUUUACAAUAUCUCAGGCAAUUGUAUCUACAGACGAACAGCAUUAUAACAUAUGGACAGUACAUUGUGAAAGAUUUAAUUAACCUGGUUGAGUUGCAUACUGACACAAAUAACCUCUGCUGCCCUCACUAUCGCCCCGCACGUCUUGAAAACUGCUUUUCUCCAGAGGCGUCUAUAUCAUCAUGCAAAGAUUUGAUGGCAAAUUCAUUCUUGCGUGUUGCGAUAUGGGUUUUAUGCAUUGCGACACUUACUGGCAACAUUCUGUCUAUUGGUCUCCGAAUAUGUUGGGAAAGGCGUUCAUUUAUGAAUGGAUAUAGUGUGUUUGUUACACAUCUUGCCGUGUCUGACUUUAUCAUGGGAUUAUACUUACUUAUAAUAGCCAUCGCGGACACAAGGUAUCAAGGGAUAUACGUUUUGAAGGAUCAAGAGUGGAGGUCUAGUGUCUUUUGUAAGAUAGCUGGAUUCUUAUCAACUUUGUCUUCAGAAGCAUCUGCUCUGUUUAUAAGUCUGAUUACCGUUGAUAGAUUUUUGGUUAUCAAAUACCCAUUCCAACAAAUCAAGAUUACAUUCCGAUCAGCAAUGGCUUGGUCUGUCCUUGUCUGGAUUGCUGCAGGGGUUAUUGCUGGUAUACCUCUCUUACCUCAACUGUCCAACUGGGAAUUCUACAAUAAAAAUGGAGCAUGCCUGGCUGUGCCGUUCUUCACAGAGAAGAAGCCCGGAUGGAUCUAUUCUGCAUGUGUUUUCAUAGGUCUGAACUUUGUUGCCUUCAUUUUCAUUGCCUUUGGGCAAUAUAGCAUCUACAGGAAAAUCAAAGAAGUAUCAGUGAUGUCAAAUCAGGACAGAGGUUCCCAAGAUGUGGAGGUUGCCAAGAGGCUUCUACUGAUUGUGUCUACCGACUUCUUGUGUUGGUUUCCUGUUGGGAUUAUGAGUCUUUUAGCUCUCACGGGAAUUAAAAUCGGCGUUGAGAUGUUCGCUUGGACGGCUGUGUUUAUUUUACCUGUCAACUCAGCUCUCAAUCCUUUUCUCUAUGCAGUACCAGCUGUCAAGCACAAAAUGAGGAUGAUGAGGAAGCAGUCACAGAAAAAGGAAACAGAGACAAAUAUCAGUUUGGCAUCCACAUCGAGACGUAAAGAUGUGUUCGUGAAAGAAGAUGAACUUGACCCUAACUUUCGACUUCUGGAGGACCUGCUGCUUCACCUGAACUCAGUUCGUGAUAAAAUGAAGCUGAUUGAACAGGUCAUGGCUUAUCUUGCCGAUUGCACGGCUGUCCCCGAAACACUGCAGAUACACCCUAAUGCCAUAUGUGUUUGGAUGCGGCGGAAUGUUGUUGUCAGGGUUUGUGUUUCCGCGAAAAGUGAUCACCAGUGCAGUGAUUGGACCACCGUCAUCUUAUCUCUGUUAGAAGGGCGUCGUGACUGACGCAGAUUUGCAACAAUCAUGAUGGAGUUGUGUGAUAUUUUACCCUUUUGUCUUGACCAUAUACCGACAGAAGCACCUUUCCCCACGAAAGCCGACAACUGUAAUGGCUAAAACGACGGUUAACGAUUUAAAACGUGCUUAUGAUCUUCAAAAGAAAACAUUAGCC
Molecule: messenger RNA, 1739 nt
Organism: Haliotis rufescens (red abalone)
Lineage: Eukaryota; Metazoa; Mollusca; Gastropoda; Lepetellida; Haliotidae
Product: G-protein coupled receptor GRL101-like
Exons: 5
Coding region: 38-1573 (511 amino acids)
Biological process (GO): G protein-coupled receptor signaling pathway
Cellular component (GO): membrane
Molecular function (GO): protein binding; G protein-coupled receptor activity; protein-hormone receptor activity
Source: RefSeq, a predicted model, not a curated record